This is a messenger RNA of Oryza brachyantha (malo sina), 1020 nucleotides long. RefSeq names its product UPF0664 stress-induced protein C29B12.11c. NCBI's taxonomy places the organism in Eukaryota, Viridiplantae, Streptophyta, Magnoliopsida, Poales, Poaceae. Gene Ontology annotation, molecular function: chromatin DNA binding; transcription coactivator activity. Bases 152 to 769 code for a protein of 205 amino acids. Gene Ontology annotation, cellular component: nucleus. The record is from RefSeq and is a predicted model, not a curated record. Gene Ontology annotation, biological process: positive regulation of DNA-templated transcription. The transcript has 5 exons.
GAAUAAGCGUCGACGCGAAGAGAAUCGAGAGACCGCGUGCGCAUCCGCUCCAGCUCGAGCUCGUCGUCUUCUCCACCAUCAACAAGCUCGGCGCGGCGAUCCACCCGGCGGCGAGCGGCUGCGGGGAGUAGCGGGCAGCCCGAUCGGGAGGAUGGCGGAGAACCCGCAGCUGUUCGGGAACGGGAUGCCGGUGCCCUUCUACGGCGAGGUGUUCGUCCUCGCCCGCGACGGCGUCGAGUUCCACGUCGACAAGAUCCCCUCAGCUCCUGGUGGUAACGCGAAAACGAAGGGCACGAUUUACCUGUCGAACAUAAGGAUGGUCUUUGUCGCCAGCAAGCCUGUUGGGAACUACUUUGCUUUUGACAUGCCCCUGUUAUAUGUGCAUGGUGAGAAAUUCAACCAGCCAAUAUUUCACUGCAACAACAUAUCAGGUUUCGUUGAGCCGGUUGUUCCAGAGAGCCAGAACAGGGCCCUGUACUCGACGCACACUUUCAAGAUCUUGUUCAAGGAGGGCGGUUGCGGCACCUUUGUUCCUCUCUUCCUGAACCUGGUUGCGUCUGUGCGGCGCUACAAUCAGUUCGAGGCCCAGUCUGCCGCGAAUGUGGCGCCGCGUGUGGACCCAUUGCAAGCUGUUCAGACCCCUGUUGAUGAUAUGAUGCGCCAUGCGUAUGUUGAUCCGAAUGAUCCUACUAAGAUUUUCCUUCAGCAGCCUGCACCAGAGUCGCAGCUGAGGAGGAGAAACUACCACGGACCGGCUGACAAUGCAUAGUAGUGUUCUUACUUGAUUGUAAAAGAAUCCAUUUGUUCGAGUCUAUGAGCAUAUGGAUUUUGACCUCUCGGGUGCUUAUGAUGCUAUUACGUGGGUGUGAAAUGAAAGCUUCAUGUUGCCCAAAACCUAUUGUAUAUCUUUCCUGCCAUAUUCAGUUGCAUAUCUCAAUAAUGAUGUACAUAUGACGUGUCCUUUUGGACAUGUGCAAAAAAAAAAUGGUUUGCUAAUUUGCUUGAUACUAUGGCGCAUGA